GAUGUGACAGUUAAUCUUUGAGAUUCUGUACAGAGUAACGUCUCCUCACUUCUUCUACUCGGGUGUUAUAAUACGAAUUUAAAGAAUAAUCUCACAUUUUGGACUAAAACUCGCUCGGAUAUUUUGUAAUGUGAGUAACAUCCUCAUUUUGGAAUAUUUGUCAAUCAUUUUUGGCGAUUGUAACUUAUUUUGCGCAAAGUAAAUGCAGGUGAGGUGUUUAACUUGAGCUAACGUUAAGUCGUCUCAUCUUAACCGCUAAUGUUUGGUUUUAACGGCCAAGAAGAUCGACAACUUCGCUGAAAUAUGGUUAUAUAUCAGCAUUUUAACAUCCGAUUGAGCAAUUCGUUACAUUUUUGUGAUUUUAAUCGGCGACAAACAGAAAAAAGUUGACAAUACCGGAGUUAACGAUAAGCUAACGGUCGUUUUAACGGUAACUGUUACCUGUUAACGUGGUGAAAAGGGGCGUGUGGGUGAAGUUUAGUCUUUAUUUCUCGCUUGCUGUGAAAAUAUCGCGCUUUUGUGGGUUGAAUGUGAUGAUUUGUGAAACUGGGUGACCUCCUGGUUGAGCUGUAAUCCCUCAGUGAAAGAGAAGCCGGUCUGUGGACAACACAGGAGGAUUUCUGCUCAUUGUCUCUGCUCGCUCUGUGGUUUGUGUCCACGACCAGACUCGUGAAAAGCUUGCAUUACUUUUCCAAAACUAUAGUUGUAUUUUCACAUUGAGCAGAAUAACUAAUGUGUGUUUUCUCAUCCUUACAGUGUGACAGCUCAAAGGCAUUAUCAGUGUGCUAUCAUCUAUCAUGGAGAAUUCCUCAGAUGACUACAGGAUCCAGGCUUUGGACCAAGAUACACAGACCCUACUGAAAACUGCUCUGAAAGGUUUGUAUAAUGGAGUAGUGUUGUGUCAUUUGCGAACGAUUUGUUCAAAAGAACCAGAUCUUUUAAGUGAAUGUACUGAACCGAAUCACUUCCUUGAGGGAUUCGUUCGUCUCUCACUCCAGUUGAGCCGAAGUGAGAAUGCACCGACGCCUGAAUCACUUGGUGAACGAAUCGCGCAUUGAACUCCGAUCUCUGGUAUCAUUUUUGUCGGACAAAACUACCUUUUUUUUCUCUGCUAAAUUGCCGCCACAACAACUAGCAUACAAUAGGACACAGCAUGUAACAAGUAGUGCAUAAAACCCGCAGCAUACUAUCAUUGCAGCGGUUUGCGAGGGAACAGUGCAUGUUCAGUUUGAAUUCUUCUAAACGUUAAGUGAACGAAUCACUCACUGACCAAAUAGCAUUCCAUAGGACAGUACACUUAAAACAUAAUGACUUAUAAAUAAGUUCAUUUUUACAAACCUGUUUGCCAAAGUAAUACAGACAAACACUCUCUUCAGCUGUGUAUCAGUUCAGUAGGUCGGAGUCGCAGGCUUCUCCCGCUAAAUGAUUCGGUGAACGAAUCUUUUGAAUGAAUCUUUGUAGUGGACUGAUUCUAGUGAUUCAGUACAUCUAAAGAACUGCAGUGCCCAUCACUAUAUUGGAGUAGUUUGGACAUUUCUGUGAAUCUCAAAAACGACACACAUAGUUAAUAUCAUGAUUACUAAACUGUUUGGUGGUAAUUUUGGCGCCGUGGGCAGGUGUUUAAUCCUGCAGAGAAAGGAAAUGAGCAUCUACACCAAAAGCUUGUCAGCAGAUGGCAGCAGAAAGUGCUCAAAACUCUCUUUUGACUUGGUGUAACAUGGCAGAAGAUGACAUGGCACCUCAAAUCAUCACAGACGACCCCCUCUCCAGACUCUAGGACCUUUAUUUCCCUAAGAAAUGCAAAAUCUUACUUGAACUGAAAAGGAGGACUUUGGACUACUGAGCAACUGCCUGGUUCUUUUUCUCUUGGGAUGGUGCUACAUGACUUUGUCUUUGGUUCAGGAGGGGCUUGACUUUAAAAAUGCGACAGCUUUAGCUCCAUACAGCACUCUGUGAACAGCCCCCCUUUUCAGCAGUGACCCCUGCAGCAGCAUCCUCCACUUGUGUGACCAUCUUUUGAGUCAGCUGUCUUCCCCAUGAGUGUGUUUGUGUGCACUGAACUAGAUUAGAGACACGUGGGACUGUUUGAAUUGACUAUUUCAAUAUUUUGAGGAAUUUAUCUGAACGUUUUUUGAGCUGCAGGUUGUAAAAAUCAAACUUAAAAUCAAAAACACUUGAAAUAUUUGAGUUUCUGCUGUUAGUAAUGAGUCUUGGAUAUAGUAAACGUCACCUCCUGGAAUAACUGAUGAAAAAUACAAAAACUUUUUUACAUAUUCUACUCUUUUGAGAUGAGUUACAUAUUACGAGCUGGUUUGGCAGUCAUCACAGCCUAUUUGGAGAAGCUCAUUAAGACGCUGUAGGACGUGAAUCAAGCCUGUUAGCAUGUUACAUGUGGGCUUAGAGCGGCUGAAAAUAGCCUGAACUUAAAAAAAUCUUCCUCAGGACAUGCUUUAUUUUUAGACAUUCACCACACAGACAAGGAUGUUAUUAUUUCUCAACUGUACAAGGUCUGUGUCAAAAAAAGAGCAGAGAAAAUCUGAAUUAGAGACACUUUAUUGAUUAGAUAAGAAACUUUGAAACUAGAUCAGAUAAAGAGCACAGUUAGACCGAUCAUCAAACUUAUUUUGAAGUUUCUGGAAGUUUAUUUAGCUGUAAAUAUCAUUGUAAUAGUCAUUUAAGACUCUCACCAUUUCAAACUUUGGUUACACUUCAUUUUUUCUUCCAGAUCCAAGUUCCGUCAACCUGGAGAAGGUGUCCAACAUCAUCAUGGAUCAGUCUCUGAAGGACCAGGUGUUCAGCAAAGAGGCCGGACGUAUCUGCUACACCAUCGUUCAGGUUCACUCUCUUCACUCUGCUUUAGUUUUUUUUAGUUUGUUUGGUCGAUACCCCGAGCAUCACCGGGACAGAAGGAUUUAAGAAACCAGAGCAGGACCCGAAAUAUCUGAUUGAGUCUCUUUAACCAAAUUCUUAAUCCUCUUAACUUAUUAAUGCCGAACUGGUUUUUUUACACUCGAGCCGCAGGAGGCGCUUAAGCCAGCUUACCCGCUCAACUUUGUUUCCUGACUUUUUCCUCCUCCGCGCCGGCCUCUGUGUGCGAAGGCCGAGGCCAAGCAGAGCAACGGGAGCGCGUUCAGGAGGAACCUGCUGAACCGGCUCCAGCAGGAAUUCAAGGACCGCGAGGAGACGAGGGAGCGCUCGCUGCAGGAGUGGGUUUGCUACGUCACGUUCAUCUGCAACGUCUUCGACUACCUCAAAGUGAGUCACUGUUACUCCCUACAAUACUUCUGCUCAAACACUCAGGGCUGUUUGAUGGUGAAGAACUACAUUACUUCAGUAUUAAUCACACUUUCCCCUUAUAUGUCGUUACAUUCAGGUCAACAACAUGCCGAUGGUAGCUCUGGUACAUCCCGUCUUUGACUGUCUGAUGAGGCUGGCCCAACCCGACGCUCUGAUGAAUGAGGAAGAGGUGAGGGAUGUUCUUGGUUUUAUCAGCCUGGUGUCUGAGGCCGUGUCUUUGCUGUAACAAACAAAUUAAAAAGUGGAGGAGAACCCGCUCUGACGUUUUGUUUCUCCUGCAGGUGGACUGCUUGGUGCUGCAGCUGCAUCGUAUCGGAGAGCAGCUGGAGAAGAUGAACGUCCAGCGCAUGGACGAGCUGUUUUUCCUGCUGCGGGACGGCUUCCUGCUCCAGGAGGGCCUCACCUCCAUGGCCCGUCUGCUGCUGCUGGAGAUCCUGGAGUUCAGGGCCGGAGGCUGGCUGCUCAGCGGCACCGCCCACAAGUACUACUACAGCGAAAUCGCCGACUAGCUGAGCCGACCCUGGAGCACCUUGAGUACCUCCUCCUCAUUCGAUGAUAAAACCAGCAAAGUUCUAACAGACAGAAACAUCCUCCAGAGAAUCAGUGAAGGGUUUUCUACAUAAGACUGAUUUUCAGACCGCUGGAUUUCUUCCCGCUUGGUAAAGUCGCUGAGAUGUGGCGCCCUGGAUGUGUUUAUGUGCAAUAGAUCACAAGGAGCUGAAGUUUUGUUUACGAGGUUUAGCCACAUUCAGGUAUUUUCGUUUUACAGUUUUACUAACAGCUGAAGAAGCUGAAGAUGUUUCUAUGUUGAUUUUUAUGAUCCUAAAAGCAUUCCUGUUCGGAGAAAACAUUUCAAAGUUUUUAACUAAAUCCAGACGGCGUAGAGCGGACGUUCCAGGCAGCUCCCAGCUGAUUUGGUCUUUGCUUUAUUUUUAUUGUUGAGUGACCAAUUCUAUAAUUUAAUUCCAAAACAUUACCUUACUUUUGUGUUUGGAUAUUUUAGUGUAGGAAAACAUUUUUCAGAGGUUUGAACUGCUGUUCGGAGUCAUUUUUUUUUCUGAUAGCACUCCUGAGUUACUGUUUUUAAAGUUCUGUCUGUCCUGUUUUAGGGAUAAUUUUAAAAAUCAGAUAUUUGACUGAUCAGCGAGUCAAAUUUUCCCCUGAUUUGGAUUGUUAAGCAAGCUCAACAAGCUCCAUCAAGAGAAAAACAGGAUCUUUGUAAUCAGCUGUCCAUGUUUCUCCUCUCAGAUAUGAGGAUGAUGCUUGUUGGAAGUGUUUCUUUGUAGAUUUCAGGCUCCACCAGCUCUCAUGUCGUGUACCUGAGCGAGCGCGUGGAUCCUCUGUGCCAGCUGGAGCUGUGCCGCAGAACUAGACAGACUUAAUACAUCUGACGUACCGGUCAUGUGUAAACAUGCCAAAAGAAAAAUUGUGAGACAAAUCAUCCUGUGAGUGAUCUGCAGAAAAACCCCAGCGAGUGUCAGAAUUAGAUUAUUUAAGACCUCAAAGUCAUGAUGUAUUUAUCUCCUAAAAUCCUUUAUUUUGUCAGGUUUGGAGACUUUUCACACAAUCUUUGAUAUUUGACACUGAAAAUAAGACAAACUGAGGCGAGGCUCUCGAGUGCUGGUCUCUCAGAGGGAAGUUUGGAUCCUCCAGACACAAAUACUCUCCAACAGGGACAGAACUGACUGUAAUAUCUGUUUCUAUGUUUUAUCAAACUGUUACAUUUUUAUUCCAUUUUUUAUGGCUGGGUUGUACAUUAAAUGCAAAUUUAUUUGUUCUAAUAAAUUUUGGAAGUUUUUCCUUUA
This is a messenger RNA of Xyrichtys novacula (pearly razorfish), 5102 nucleotides long. The record is from the annotation of a GenBank genome assembly. NCBI's taxonomy places the organism in Eukaryota, Metazoa, Chordata, Actinopteri, Labriformes, Labridae.